GAUGACAGUGAUGGAAUCCCCUGGUCGGAGGAGCGGGUCGUGCGAAAGGUGCUCUAUCUCUCCCUCAAGGAAUUCAAGAGCGCCCAGAAACGGCAGCUCAGCGACGACCUCACAGAUGGAACCAAAGGCUCUAAUGGUUCUCUGAAUGGUCAGCUGAAGGGCUCAGGAGGGAAGGGAGGAUACAAAGAUGGCGGCUCCCACUCUAAGAACGCAGAAUCAGAGGAAGGCCCUGCUAAGAAAAGGCCACGGCUACAGGCCCAGCGGAAGUUUGCCCAGUCCCAGCCCAACUCCCCCAGCACCACCCCUAUCAAGAUGGCCGACGCCUCCUUGCCCACGCCUUCAGCACAUAUCACAGACCUCUCCCGCCGCAAACCCAAAACGGAGGACUUCCUCACCUUCCUAUGUCUGCGAG
Sardina pilchardus (European sardine) is the source of this 412-nucleotide messenger RNA. Its product is annotated as protein Jumonji-like. Lineage: Eukaryota; Metazoa; Chordata; Actinopteri; Clupeiformes; Clupeidae. The record is from RefSeq and is a predicted model, not a curated record. The annotation marks the transcript as partial. The transcript has 3 exons.